GGCAACACCGGUUCUGCCAUAGAAGUAUUGUCAAUUGCAGAAAAAAUCGAAAGAAUUUCCUAAAUGAAUGUUGAAGUGUUUGCGAGCCGGCGUUUAGAAUGCACGUGGAUAUACUACCAGAUAUUAUACUAGGAAAUAUUUUCUCAUAUUUGCCGCUGCAGGAUUUAAGAAGCAGUUCGUUGGUGUGCAAACGGUGGUACAGUAUACUGAAUGAUGAGGACAAUGAUGUCUGGAGACUGCACUGCAUACGAAAACUGGCAGAAGAAGUCCUGAGCUCAGACCUCCUGUCUUCCGCUCCUACCUACAAAACAAAAUUAAAAGCAUUUCACCAUGCUUGGAACCCAGAAGACUGCUCUAGAAACAUUUAUAUCAAACCCAAUGGUUUUACCAUACACAGAAACCCUGUUGCACAGAGUACAGAUGCUGUGAGAGGUAAAAUUGGAUUCAGUCAAGGUAGGCAUGCCUGGGAAGUGAUGUGGGAAGGCCCUCUUGGAACAGUUGCAGUUGUUGGAAUUGCAACUAAAGAAGCAACUCUCCAGACACAUGGAUACAUAGCUUUACUAGGAUCAGAUGACCAAAGUUGGGGUUGGAAUUUGGUUGAUAAUCAUUUACUUCAUAAUGGAGAUUCCCAAGGCAAUUACCCAAUGCUGAACAAUGCACCUAAAUACCAAGUUGGGGAGCGGAUACGAGUCAUUCUUGACUGUGAUGACAAUACAUUAGCUUUCGAAAGAAACUAUGAAUUCCUCGGAGUGGCGUUUAGGGGCUUACCAGAGAAGCUCUUAUACCCUUCGGUGUCGGCAGUCUAUGGGCACACAGAAGUCUCAAUGGUCUACCUGGGUCCUCCCUUGGAUGGCUAACUGUCGCCUGUCCCCCUCUCCUAAAAAGAAAAUUUCUUUGUGUGAAUCAAUUUCUACAGGCAAAUGCGUUUUGCCAACCAAGAAAGGAUGUUGUUGUAAAAGAAUCCCAAAAUUCAGUGUACAAAGGUUGCGUUGGGAAUACCGCUCUGACUUAAAACAUUCCCGUAUUUUCCCAUUCUUCAUUUAUUUAUUUUUUUUUUUUUCAUGGUCCCUGGUGUGUGUCAGAUUAUUGUAGUGUGUUAUAAUUCAAGUUUCGUGUGGUUGUGUUUUCACGUUCAACCGAAAACCAACAAAUGGUUAAUCGUCCGGUCUGACUGCUACUUGCGAAAUAGAUUUGUAUAACUUAAAAUUUCCCUCUGUAUGUUUGUAUGACUUGGGACUGGUGAUGAUGCUAAAGAAUAACUGAACCUCUUACUGCCCAAAGUUUGGCGUUUUGAAUAAAAAAAUCCAAUUCGUGUUUAAUUACUCGAAUAAAUGAAAAAUGACUUGUCUA
Messenger RNA from Daphnia pulicaria, 1350 nucleotides. It is a transcript of the gene Fsn, whose product is annotated as F-box/SPRY domain-containing protein 1-like. The coding region runs from base 99 to 857 and encodes 252 amino acids. Gene Ontology annotation, biological process: proteasome-mediated ubiquitin-dependent protein catabolic process; synapse assembly involved in innervation. Gene Ontology annotation, cellular component: synapse; SCF ubiquitin ligase complex. The record is from RefSeq and is a predicted model, not a curated record. NCBI's taxonomy places the organism in Eukaryota, Metazoa, Arthropoda, Branchiopoda, Diplostraca, Daphniidae. Gene Ontology annotation, molecular function: protein binding. The transcript is spliced from 5 exons.